AAGCAGCCAAGAGUUAGAGCCAGUCCAGAAGCCCAAGCCAGAGUUGAAGGUGAAGUUUGAGCAGCAGCAACUAAAGAAGGGGAAAUGAUGCUGGUUACCUUGGGACUGCUCGUCUCCUUCCUUUCUUUCUUGUACACGAUAGCUCCAUCCAUCAGGAAGUUCGUUGCUGGCGGAGUUUGUAGAACAAAUGUGCAGCUUCCCGGGAAGGUGGUGGUGAUCACCGGUGCCAACACGGGCAUCGGCAAGGAGACGGCCAGAGAGCUCGCUCGCAGAGGAGCCCGAGUGUACAUUGCUUGCCGAGAUGUGCUAAAGGGGGAGUCAGCUGCCAGUGAAAUCCGAGCAGAUACAAAGAACUCCCAGGUGCUGGUGCGGAAAUUGGACCUAUCUGACACCAAAUCCAUCCGAGCCUUUGCUGAGGGCUUUCUGGCAGAGGAAAAGCAGCUCCAUAUUCUCAUCAACAAUGCAGGAGUGAUGAUGUGUACAUAUUCUAAGACAGCUGAUGGCUUUGAAACCCACCUGGGAGUCAACCACCUGGGUCACUUCCUUCUCACCCACUUGCUCCUGGAGCGACUAAAGGAGUCUGCUCCUGCACGGGUCGUGAAUCUGUCCUCGGUGCUCCACCAUAUUGGCAAGAUUUCCUUCCACGACCUCCAGGGUGAGAAGUACUACAGCAGGCUGUUUGCCUAUUGCCACAGCAAGCUGGCCAAUGUGCUUUUCACUCGCCAGCUGGCCAAGAGGCUCCAAGGCACGGGGGUCACCACCUACGCAGUGCACCCAGGCAUUGUCACCUCAGAGCUGACCCGGCACUCGUUCCUGCUGUGCCUGCUCUGGCAGCUCUUCUCCCCUUUCAUCAAGUCAGCGCGGGAGGGGGCGCAGACCAGCCUGCACUGCGCCCUGGCUGAGGGCUUGGAGCCCCUGAGUGGCAAGUACUUCAGUGACUGCAAGAGGGGCUGGGUGUCUCCAAGGGCCCGAAAUAACAAAACAGCUGAGCACCUGUGGAAGGUCAGCUGUGAGCUUCUAGGAAUCCAGUGGGAGUAGCUGGUGGAAGAGCCACGGCUUUAUCAGGUCCGAUCCAUGCCGUAAUGAAAGGGGACCAAGGAGAAAGCCAACCCUGAAGGAUUGCCUUCCUGGCUGGCAACUGCUGCUGUGAAUCCUGCCCACCCCAAUCCUCCUGAUCUUUCUGGAAACCUUUGCACACUCAACUGUUUUGUAGGCUGGCCCAUGGCAUGAGGUGUUCUCAUCUGCAGAGCAUAUUUCUCUAAGACUCGGAGAGUCAGCCACCCUCUGGCGGCAGGAGGAGUGGGCAGACACCAGGCUGGGCAUGGGAGUAGCAGAGGAGCCUGAGAAAUUGCAUCAGUUUCCUCACCAAUGCCAGAAACACCAGCCAGCAUGCUCAGCCAAGGUGACAGCAGCAUCAGCAUUCCGUAUUUCCAGAGACUCAAACGCUUGAUUGACCUCUUUGAAAUACCAGUCACUACCCUGGAGUUCGGACUAUCUCAGGAAGAUCUUGACUAAUCUUGGCCAAAUUUGAUUUCUUUCUCUGAGCAUUUUCUGAGCAUCCUGGAGCCACUGUGUGAAGCUGGACCUUCCCAUUUUCAGUCUUAUUCUAAAGAAUUCCC
Molecule: messenger RNA, 1619 nt
Organism: Cynocephalus volans (Philippine flying lemur)
Lineage: Eukaryota; Metazoa; Chordata; Mammalia; Dermoptera; Cynocephalidae
Gene: RDH12
Product: retinol dehydrogenase 12
Exons: 7
Coding region: 85-1038 (317 amino acids)
Source: RefSeq, a predicted model, not a curated record